Messenger RNA from Fundulus heteroclitus (mummichog), 3208 nucleotides. Its product is annotated as forkhead box protein P2. Lineage: Eukaryota; Metazoa; Chordata; Actinopteri; Cyprinodontiformes; Fundulidae. Gene Ontology annotation, cellular component: nucleus. Gene Ontology annotation, molecular function: DNA-binding transcription repressor activity, RNA polymerase II-specific; RNA polymerase II cis-regulatory region sequence-specific DNA binding. The coding region runs from base 75 to 1874 and encodes 599 amino acids. The record is from RefSeq and is a predicted model, not a curated record. The transcript is spliced from 16 exons. Gene Ontology annotation, biological process: regulation of transcription by RNA polymerase II.
AAAAAGUAACAUUCCCCCCAGCUUUUCCCAUGUGAAGAAUCAGCCUCUAUCCCUGCUGUCAUGUUCAGUGAGUGAUGCAGCGACUCCUCCCCCCUCAGGUAGACUCCAUCAGAUAUCUCCUUCCUUCACUCCUAUCCUGCUUCACUUGGAGACACCCUCUCUGUCUGGCAGCUCUGACUUCAGAUAAUAAAGGGGGGGGGGUAUCUUUUUUUAGGACCCGUGCUGAGAUGCCCGAGUCUCCUCUCAGUCCCUCGGCAGCCCGUCAAACCCCAGCCAGCAGCCUCCUCAGCCACGCAGACGUCGGAGCAGGAGAGAAAGCAGCUAAUGGGGACUCCAGCAGCAGACUGAGGGCGCAGAACUGCCAGAGCCUCCUCCACAAGCAGGUCUUCCUGGCCAUGACGGCCCCUCAGCAGCUGCAGCAGCUCCUGUCUCCCAGCCAGCUGCAGGCUCUGGUGCACCACAAGCAGCAAGCCCUGCUGCUCCAGCAGCAACACCUGAAGGAAUUUUACCAGCAGCAGCAGCAGCAGCAGCUUCAACAGCAGUCCAGCAAGAAAGUCAAAGAGCUUCCGGCUCGGCAGCUCGUGUUCCAGCAGCUCCUCCAGGAGCAGAAACCAGCCGCCUCCUCAGGCUAUUUAAGCCCCGCAGAGAUGCAGCAGCUGUGGAAAGAGCUCAAAUCUGCUCUACCUGACACCGGCGCGGCAGCGAAGGGGACUCAGAAGAUAUCGACACAGGUCAAGCUGACCAGCGAGCGGCUGUCUGAGUCUCCUGAUAACGGUGCGAACGGGGAUGCGGCUCCUGCAGGCGUCCUCUUCGGACACGGGGUUUGUAACUGGCCUGGUUGUGAGUCUGUCUGCGAAAACGUCAACCAGUUCAUCAGGCAUAUGAGCAGUGAACACACUCUGGAUGACAGGAGUACCGCUCAAUGCCGAGUCCAGAUGCAAGUGGUCCAGCAGCUUGAGCUGCAGCUCUGCAAAGAACGGGAACGUCUGCACGCGAUGAUGGCUCACCUCCACCUGCCUUCCUCGCGCGCUCAGUCGCCGAAAUCCGAUGCGGCCGCAGACCUUCGCGGCCCCCAGCUCCGUCCGGCAGCUCUCGCCAACAAAGUGGCCCCUCAGAGACGCCAGAACGCCGGCCAGGGGACCCCCCAACCUCUGAGCAGCGCCAGCCCUCCACCCCAAGGCAGCGAGGAAGAGGAGCCCCUGUUCACCUACUCCAUGGGGGCCACGAGACGUCGUCAUCACCCUCUGGUGUUCUCUCUGUCUUCAGAAAAUGAAUAUGAGCUUUACAAGAACGCUGAAAUCAGACCACCCUUCACCUAUGCAGCCCUGAUCCGACAGGCUAUCAUAGAAGCCUCCGACAUGCAGCUGACGCUCAAUGAGAUUUAUAACUGGUUCACCAGGACGUUUGCAUAUUUCCGACGCAACGCCGCCACCUGGAAGAACGCGGUCCGCCACAACCUGAGCCUGCACAAGUGCUUUGUGCGCGUGGAGAACGUGAAAGGGGCCGUGUGGACGGUGGAUGAGGAGGAGUACCAGAGGAGGAGGUCUCAGAAGAUGGCAGGGAGUCCGUCACUGAUGAAAAACGUCUGCUCCAGUCUCGCUUUGGGCACCGCUCUGCACUCCACCUUCCAGGCUGCACUGGCACAGGCCUCUCUGCCGGGGCUCAGGAAGGAGAGCGUGAGCAGAACCCUUGGAGCUGACGUCAAGAGCAGCAGGAAACAAAACGUGUCUUCUCAAGUCCAGCAGCAACUUUACUUCGAAGAGGUGGAGCUGAAAGCUAACGAUGAAGAGGCCCAUCUGGCGAAACUCAAACCAGUCAGUCUGCAGCACCACAUUCAUGGAAACAACGAGGAGCUUUUAUUCGACCUCGAAUGACCCGCUACCUGUGUUGUUCAGCCCUGCCAGCUCAAUGAUAAAACACGCAUCAGCCAGGCACGCUUCCUUUGAGCAUCCAGGGAUGCUGUCCAUGCGGUUGGCAGUAACACGCCACUACUGCGACUUCAUGUUGGUGUUUAAUUUGAAGAGCAGUCAGAAAAGAAAUGCCGUCCCUUACAUAAGUGUCCAUACCUUUUGAUCUUCUCCGCAUCCUGCUCUGUUUGGAGCCUCAUGCAAAUUUCGUUGCAUGAAUGCAAUGGUUUAACAUGGAGUUAACCCAUUCAAUCCUAAUAUAAAUGCAUGACCCUGAUGUCACGCCAUUACAUGAUGGUGUAUGAUUUCUUCAGGGCCAUGUGCAGUUUUCUGCCACACGUUGAUUUGGUUGUAGCUCCAAAAUCUGACCAGAGCAGAAUCUACUACACGUUUGCUUGCACGGCUAAAACAAAACUUCUUCCAGCUUUCGUUCACCAGUCAGAUAUUCCCACUUGAGUUGUGGAUCUGUGAAGCUCCCCCAGAGUUACCUAGGGCCUUUUUGGUUGCCUCUCUCACUAAUGCUCUCCUCAGUUAAGGUAAAUGGUCUUGGUAGUUUUAGAGUUGAGCUAAAGUCUUUCCAUUUUCAGCCCAUGGAUGGAUCAGUGCUUUGUCAGGUGUUUAACGUGUGCUGUUUAGUUUUAAAGCCCGUCUCCGCCGUGCUACAUUAGUCUUGAUGAUGAUGCCGUCUGUUCAUCUCUGUUCUCUGACAAACCAAUCAGGCCUUCAUGAAAGAGCUGAAUUCAUACAGAGACUAAACUGCACACAGGUGGACCCUCUUUGCAGAUUUGGUGAUCUCAGAAGGCAAUUAGAUACACAGGAUUUUUUUUUAGGAGAAUUAAAGUCAGAGUAAUGCACUAUUGGUUGGUCUAUCUCAGAAAAUCCCAAUAAAACACAAUGAAGGCCAUGGUUGUAUCAUGAGGAAAUAGGGAGAUGUUCAGAAGGUGUAUGAAUACUUUGGCAACGCUGUCUAAGAGCAAUAGAUCAAAGAUGUUUACCUUUGGGGAAUGCUAGUUUAAAUGUAAGUGAUGGAUAUUUUAUGGCUCAUGUAAUAAUUUAAUCUAUAGGUCUUCGUGUCAACAGCUAAACGUACAAACCUGGCGCUGGGUUUGUUACAGACAUCCAGCAAUAUCACUGUCAGCAAGUGAUAUUAAUGUGCAGCACUCUACAAUCUGCACAUUAUUAAUCUGCGACUGCUCCCAUUGAAUCCGUCUGGGGAACCGAGGGACAUUCAGCAGAACUCUCUGAGCUGAUUGGGCGAAGCGACAGCUUGUGCCCACCCACCAACGGUUGGUUUUAGCCAA